AUGGUUGUAGUCGCGAGUUGUUUUCACAGAGAAGAUGUGAAUGAUGAUAGAGUCAAGGAGCUGAUGGAGUUGAUAAGGACUAAGCAUGACUUAAGUGACCAUGUUUGGGCUUUCGAAGAAACUGCAGAGUUUUCUCUGGAUCUGGAUGAUGAAGCUGCUGUGAAUGCUGGAGCAGCAGAGAGUGAUGAGGACUUUCACACUCCAAAUGGAUCAACUAGUGUAGGCGUUUCAUCAAAAAAGAGUAAGAAGAGGCUCCCAGAUCGUGGUAUGGAAAAAAGGAAACAUAAGGUUUUCUCAACUGAACCUAAGCAACCGGUUCUUAAUGAUGACAUGAAGGCUUUGGUGAAAGAGUUAUUUGAACAGAAUUUCAAUGCAAUGGAACUUAGGCUCCAGAAACAGAUGGAUGAGAAAUUUGAGACACUGCAGUCCGAGCUGAAAGGAUCGCGCAAGGAUGCUAGAGUUGAGCUCAAAGAUUCUGGGAACGAUGGACAGCCUACACCGACGAAGCCAUCGACGAGCCAGCCAGAGUUGAGGAGGUCCACUCGCGGGGAAGCGUCUCAUAGUCCAGCCGAUGGGAAUUUCAGUGAAGCAGAUGAUAUCUUCCGAGAGAUGGGUACGCAAGGCGUUGAAAGGCUGUCUCAGCCCUCGUAUGUGCAGGGUUUUGAUCCAUCUCAGACCUCUAAGGAAGAUGACUGGUGGACUCCGAUGACUUCAGUUAGAGGUUCAAAAGCUAAACAAAGCAAAGCUGUAAAGAUUGGUCCUUCAUUCUUCAAUUUGGCUGUAGCUACAAGGAUAAUAUGUUCUCCAGAAUGGCUUGGGAAUGAGGAAAUGGUUUCAAUUAUGUUUAUAUGGCGAGUGAACACAUCUUUCAAGCGUUGGACCCCAACCCGUGUUGCUUUCAUGCCCUCCAUCUUCUGCCUCCAAAUGGACACUGAAUUCAACAAGUUUGUCCUGAACAAAAAAGCUUAUGAAUUGCAUGAGUUUCUUAUUUCUUACGGCAGAGGAGAGCUUCCAGCUCAUGGGCGGACUGAUCAAGUCUGGGGUGUCGAUAUUGAUCGUCUCUAUUUUCCUCAGUUUGUAAAUGGUAGUCGUCGAGGAAGGAAUAGGCAAUACGUUGAGAAGUUUGCGGCUUUGAUUCCGUGGAUAGUGAAGGCCGUUGCACCACCUGAAAGCAAGAAGCAGCUACUCGUAUCACCAUAUUCUAUAGUAGAUGUACCGAUGACGGCGAGGUUGAACAAGAGUUGUGCUGAUUGCGGAGCAUACGCACUCAAACACUUGCAAUGCCAUCUCCUUGGUCUCGACCUCGGCAUAGUAGAUGACGAAAUCAUCCAGGGCUGCAGACAGAAGAUUGCUGUGGACUUAUGGGAAGCUUCACACGAUCCCAUCUUAGCUCAGGUUAUGACUCAAUAUGUACCUUCACCAUGGGAUAAGCCUGGUGUCUUUGACCUGUCAGAAGAUGACUUAUUAUGA
This is a messenger RNA of Eruca vesicaria subsp. sativa (arugula), 1470 nucleotides long. The record is from the annotation of a GenBank genome assembly. Lineage: Eukaryota; Viridiplantae; Streptophyta; Magnoliopsida; Brassicales; Brassicaceae.